AUGUGGUGCAAAGCCAGUAAGAAGAAACACAAGCGCUGGGAAGGAGACGCUGUCCUCGUGACCAGAGGAAGGACCGCAACCCUUAAGGAUACUGAGGGCAAAGAUAUAGGAAAGGGCAGUGGCUACAAGGUGUCGGAGCUGGCCAGCCUGUGUGAAGGUCAGACUUUGAUGAUUGGGGGGAAGGAGGUGGAAGUGAUGGGAGUCAUUUCUGCAGAGGACUUCGCUCGCGGACGCUGCUUUCAGGACGUUCAAGUGGAAAAAGCCGAUAUUAGGCCGCCGCAUUCCACUGCUCGACGUUUUUCUCUCAAGCCUUUUGCUCCUCCGAGUCGCGCUGGAUACGUGCCCCCCAGUCCUGAAGAGGAGCAGACUUGCAAACCUCGACACGAUCCUCUCGCCCCCGGAGCUCUGGUCAUGCCUCGUCCAUCUCCCAGUCUCCAGUGGUCGAAUAACAAGUCGGGUCUUCCAGUUGUGGAUGUUGUAGUGGACCCACACGUCACUUCAAACCUGCGGCCACAUCAGAGAGAUGGCAUUCUGUUUCUGUUCGAGUGUGUUAUGGGCAUGAGGGCUGUUGGUCGUUUCGGUGCUAUCCUGGCAGAUGAGAUGGGUUUGGGGAAGACCCUUCAGAGUGUGGCCCUGGCCUGGACGCUUCUAAAGCAGGGUCCAUACGGCGGCAGAGCGGUGGUGAAGAGGGUGCUGGUGGUGACGCCUGGCAGCCUCGUCCAGAACUGGGGAGCAGAGUUCAACAAGUGGCUGGGCCGAGAGCGGAUCCAAGUGUUCACCGUUGAUCAGGACCACCGUGUGGAGCACUUCCUGGCCUCUCCUCUGCACAGCGUCCUGGUGAUCAGUUAUGAAAUGCUGCUGCGCUGUCUGGAGCAGGUCCAGAAAGUAGAAUUCGGUUUGAUAAUCUGUGACGAGGGCCACAGGUUAAAGAACAGUGCCAUCAAAACCUCCUCCGCUCUCAGCAGUUUGUCUUGUCAGCGCAGAGUCAUUCUCACAGGGACCCCUGUUCAGAACGACCUGCAGGAGUUCUUUGCCAUCAUAGAUUUUGUCAACCCAGGAAUUCUGGGAUCAUCUACUGCGUACAGAAAAGUGUAUGAAGAGCCAAUCCUCCGCUCCCGACAGCCCUCAUGCUCAGAGGAGGAAAGAGUUUUGGGAGAGGAACGGGCGGCUGAACUGUCACAUCUGACCUGCAUGUUCAUUCUGAGGCGAACCCAAGAGAUCAUCAACUGUUACCUGCCUCCGCGCCUGGACUGGACCGUGUUCUGCUGCCCCUCUUCACUGCAGCUGGACUUGUACAGACACCUCUUAAGCCACCGCAUCUUCAGAUCCUGCAUUCUGGACCGGGCACAAAGUCACACACAUCUGGCCUGCAUCACAGCGCUCAAGAAGCUCUGCAACCACCCAGGACUGCUCUACAACACUCUCAAGCAAAAGAUGCUCAAUGAAUCUGUGGAAAGUUCGAUAUAUGAAGGACUGGCCGACUGCUUCCCAGACUCUUACUCCUCACUCGGGCUAAAUGUGUCUGAUUCGGGAAAACUACAAGUUCUUGCAGACCUGUUGGCAGCGGUCAGACGCACCAGCCCUUCAGAUCGAAUUGUUGUUGUGUCUAACUACACACAGACCCUGGACAUGCUGGAGGAGCUCUGCACACUCAUGAACUACACUUUCUGUCGGCUUGAUGGCCACACCCCGACCAAUCAGAGGCAGCGGUUAGUGGACAGCUUCAACAGCCCUUACUCCCAGAACUUCCUGUUUCUCCUGAGCUCUAAAGCGGGUGGAGUCGGGCUCAAUCUGAUCGGAGCCUCUCACCUUGUACUAUAUGACAUCGACUGGAACCCGGCCAACGACAUUCAGGCGAUGGCUCGAGUUUGGAGAGACGGACAGAGGAAGACUGUUCACAUCUACCGCCUCCUUACUGCAGGAACCAUAGAGGAGCGUAUAUUUCAAAGACAAGUUUCCAAACAGGGUCUGUCGGGGACAGUUGUGGACCUUGGAAAAGGGGCGGAGCACACUACUUUCUCGACCAAUGAACUGCGAGAUCUGUUCAGUUUGAUUGACAGCCCAUGUUUGACUCAUGACCUGCUCACGUGCACCUGUAGCAUGGACGGAGAGCUGAAUGCUGUGGAGGAGGCGGAGCCAGCGCAGAGGUCCUGUCAGCUCGGCCGCAGAGGAGAGCGCGACCCACAGAAGAACCUCAGCAUGUCGGAGCUCAUGCGCUGGAGGCAUUUCUCUGGCGACGCACACUCUUUCUUGGACCCUUACCUGGACCAGGCACGAGACAAGGUCACCUUUGCCUUUCAGAACACUCUCUCCCACAAGGCGCAGUGA
Knipowitschia caucasica is the source of this 2328-nucleotide messenger RNA. NCBI's taxonomy places the organism in Eukaryota, Metazoa, Chordata, Actinopteri, Gobiiformes, Gobiidae. The record is from the annotation of a GenBank genome assembly.